Messenger RNA from Conger conger (European conger), 2323 nucleotides. It is a transcript of the gene brf2, whose product is annotated as BRF2 RNA polymerase III transcription initiation factor subunit. Gene Ontology annotation, biological process: transcription initiation at RNA polymerase II promoter; transcription preinitiation complex assembly. The record is from RefSeq and is a predicted model, not a curated record. The transcript has 6 exons. The coding region runs from base 330 to 1880 and encodes 516 amino acids. Lineage: Eukaryota; Metazoa; Chordata; Actinopteri; Anguilliformes; Congridae. Gene Ontology annotation, molecular function: RNA polymerase II general transcription initiation factor activity; TBP-class protein binding. Gene Ontology annotation, cellular component: transcription preinitiation complex; nucleus.
UUUGCACACGAGCCACAGGGAAGACGUACAGACGAGGAAUUCAAAAUUAUGAAAUGUGUCGUUUUGCAGACGUUUACAUUGGCCACUGAUAAGCAAAAGCAAACGAAACGGUCAUAACAUAUGAAUAUGUCUAGCUGCUUGUCAUAGAUGUAUAUAUAAGUAGAUCGAAAAGUAUAUAUAUGACAAAUUAUAUAAAUAUAACGAUAUCAAUGCCGAGCUUGACAGCUGAGCUAACUGAACUGGCUGGCAGGAACACUUCACUUGGGUAAUGUAAUGUUUCUCGAGCAGCACAACGUAAACGGGAAGCAUUGACAGGACCGGUUGGUAUUAUGGAGUCUGGGAGGUCCUGUCCAGAUUGUGGCUCAUCCAACCUGGUGGACGACUCCUUAUACUCGCAGUCUCAGCUGGUGUGCGCUGAUUGUGGGUCUGUGGUGUCCGAGGGAUUGCUUACCACAACUCGAAGCGAGGAAAUCCAGGGCACAGAUGUCAGGUAUCGGGAAAGCACAGCGCUGCAUAAGCAGCCCUGCUAUAAUCAAAUUCAAGGUCUGAAACGGGUGCGUGCGCUGUGCCGGAUCCUGCGGUUCCCCCGGGUUAUAGAGGAGACGGCGGAGAGCUUGUUUGGGCAGGCCUACGAGCACCCAAGUUUUCUGAACGUUAGCCUCCAGAAGAAGGAGGUUCUCGCAGGCAGCUGCGUUCUGCUGAGCAGCCGGCAGCACCACUGGCCCAUUGCCAUGGGGACCAUCUACUCGCUGCUGGAGGCGAGUGAGCACACCAUGGGCAUGGUGUACAAUGAACUGGUCAAGAUCCUGAACGUGGAUGCCCCUCCCAACCACAUCAAGGACCUGCUGGAGAGCCACUGCCAUCAGUACAAGCUGAGCCCCUCGGAAGUUCCUGAGGUGUUCAGUGAGAGCACUGCUCGACUGGUGGAGAGGGCGGCUGAGCUGCUGGAGCUGGCUGCCACCACCUGGCUGGUGACCGGCCGGCACCCCGUGCAUGUCCUGGCGGGUGUGGUCUACGUAGCCUGGCUCUCCCUGAACCCCUGCAAGGCGCGGCUGGCGGUCCCGCUGGCCCGGUUCUUCAAGGUGGCCAAGGUGGCGCUGCCGGGCCAGGCAGCGCUCAGGGUGGUGGAGCUGAAGGAGGUGCUGUGCCGGCUGGGGAGGGAGCUGCCCUGGUUGAGGGGCACGCCCGUAGAACCCCGCACCGUCCCCACGCUGACCGCCGACAUCCUCAAGCACCGCGUCCUGCUGAUGAAGAAGGCCAUGCGGAGCUUUGAUCACGAGCUGCAGGAGGGGCCCCCAGCCCAGCCCCUCGCCUCCCCGGAGGGGCCCCCAGCCCAGCCCCUCGCCUCCCCGGAGGGGCCCCCAGCCCAGCCCCUCGCCUCCCCGGAGGGGCCCCCAGCCCAGCCCCUCGCCUCCCCGGAGGGGCCCCCAGCCCAGCCCCUCGCCUGCCCGGAGGGGCCCCCAGCCCAGCCUCUCGCCUGCCCGGACCCUGUCGCAGGGGGACACGUACAGGAGGAAGGGGAGGAAGUCACUCUCAGGUCAGUCACGCAAAUGCAGGCAUCUGAUUGGCCCAGCACGGAAGCCAGCAGGUCCAGUACCGAGUGCCCACAGGGUCAGCCCUCCCCUUCCAGAGAAGCAAGCCCCACUGAGAGAACGGCGACUUCUGACCCCGUUCCUGAGAACAACUGGGCAAAAAGGCACCUGUUUGUGCCCCCUUGUACCAGGAACCCCCCAAAAAAGAGGCGGGUGGAACAGGUGGGCCCAGAGGUGACGGGCUAUGAGGAGAUCUCAGACAGCGAGAUUGAAGGGUACCUCCGGACGCCACAGGAGAUGGAUGAGUUUGCAGAGCAGCAGAGGAGACUGAUGUCAGCUGAUCACUGAGUCCCACCCCCCCUCAUUUCUACAGGGUAGUAAUGCUUACCUAAGGGAGAAAGACAGCUGGACUGUUCAAAUCCUGUCGGGUCCCUGGCUUUUUCUUCAACCAUCCAUGCAGUAACACCCUGCGUUGUUCCAGGCAUAGACCAGCCAUUUUUUGUGACCCAGAAACUGGACUGCUCACUUGCUUAGAUUUGCUAACAGUUAUUGUUAAGUAUUGUUAUUUAUUUCCCGUUUGUACAUUGAAGCAUGAUUUCCCACGAGUGUCCAUAAAGAAUUUUACUGUAUUGAUUAAAAUAUUGAUUUUUCUCAGAAAUAACGUUAAAAAAAUAAUGCUUCAUCUUAUUUUUAUAGUCUAAAAAACUAAAUUUAAAAAGCAAAUGGUUCGCAACGCAGUGCUGUAUCUGGCUGUAUUUUCAGUUGCCGUUCAAGCACGUUUGCCGAUGGCU